AUGGCAAGUAAAAAAAGAGAAAGUGAAGAACUCAAAGAGGCCAUUACAUCUUUGGAACAAAGAGUAGAUGUUGCAGAGGUAGUAUUUGGUAAAAAGUUGAGUUUAGGUGAUUUAUAUAGUGAAGAUGAAAUUGAAAAGUAUAUUUCUGAGAAUGUAUUAGUUUCACCAGGCUGUGAAAGUUGCAUUAGAAUGAAGAAUAGAGUGAUGAGUAUUUUGAGUGAUUCUGAAAAAUCUUUAAUGGUUCAGGUAUUAUGGUCAGAUUUAACGAAUAACUUUACUUAUAAAUUUAUUCCGAGACUUCUCUCCAAGCCAUAUAAUAUGGGGGAAUUGGGUUCAAAAUUUAACAAGGUAGUUGAGAGACUUAUUCUUAUGAAUAUUGAAAAAGAGGACAAUAUGAUAAAUUUACCAAAGGAAAAGCGAGGAAGAAGGGACGAUUUCAGUAAGACAUAUAUUUUGCCAUGCCAACAUCCUGGCAUCUACUCAACAAAUAUUCAAUGUUUGGCCCCAGUUGGAUCUGACCAAACAGGAUUAGUUAUAAUUGAUGAGUUAAGCAGACUUUUACAUUGCAAGGAACUCAUUAUCUGCCAAAAGUUUUUAAAUAAAAGUCAGUUUCAGAUUGGGAAUCUGUACAGAUACGAGUUAAAUUCUUUAAUAUGGGGGGUAAACGGGACUAUAUACUAUACAGGAGAAGAUAAUGAAGUAAAUUAUUUCAGUUCUAAUAAAGAGACGCCACCGAGUGCUCAUUUUAAUAUAAAGUAUUCACAUCCAGAGCUCUAUCUGCCUUUAUCUAAUACUCCACUUACUUUUGUAAAGGAGCCAGGAGAAUUAAGAAGAAUGAUAGACGACAUUUUGAAUUCAAUGGAAUCUUACUAUAACCAAAGCAAGGAUAAUGAAGAGAAUAAUCCUUUUCUUCUUGCUAUAGAUGUUGAGCACCAUUCUAACCAAAGUUAUAAAGGGUUUGUUUCACUUAUACAAUUAAGCACAAGGACCCACGAUUACAUAAUUGACCCUUUUAAUCUCUUUAAUGAAAUUCAGAUUCUUAAUGAAAUAACGGCCAAUCCAAGGAUUUUAAAGGUCCUUCAUGGGUCAGACUAUGAUAUAAUUUGGUUACAAAGGGACUUCUCUGUCUAUAUUGUAAAUAUGUUUGACACCGGCCAAGCAGCCAGAAUUCUUAAUACUCCAGGAGGAUUCUCACUUAAGAACUUGUUGAGCAUAUAUUGUUCCCUGGACAUUGAUAAACGUUUCCAAUUGGCAGACUGGAGAGAAAGACCUCUCACUAGUGAGCUAAUAGAGUAUGCAAGGGGUGAUACACACUAUUUACUUUAUGUUUAUGAUAUCAUGAAAAAUCUUUUGUUAUUACAUACACAUAAGAAGAAUGAAUUUUCAAUCCUAGUUUCUGAUGCUUUUUUGGAAGUGAAUAAUGGAUUUAUUGUAUUAAACCAAAACCAUCUAGAAAGGUUUAAUUUUGGCGAUUUUGUCCAAGAAGGAUUAACUAACGGUGAAAGUAAAUUGAUAAAACUUACAGAUUUGGAUCCAUCAGCACUUCUGACUGUACUUCAUAAUAGUCGCCAGAUUUGUUUAAAAGAAUACUUUGAAAAGCCAAUAGAUAUUUGGAAUUUUUGCUUUGGAAUUAGGACAAAAAUGCCAAAGUCUAGUUACAAGACUCCCAUAGAUAGUGCAAUUAUCACCUUGAUAAGUUAUUAUUUGUUUAUUUGGAGAGAAUCUCUUGCAAGGCUAUUGGAUGUUAGUAACAAUUAUAUUUUAAAAGAGUCAAUGAUUAUUAAAAUUUGCCAAAAACAACCAAUGAAUAGUAACGAGAUUCUUGGGUUAUAUCCAAAUAUACCAGCUAAUAUUAAGAGACAUUCAGAAUAUAUUUUGAACAUUGUAACCACAGUAAAAAAUUUUGUUACAUCAAAAUCCGAAGAUGAACUCUUUGAUUUUAACUCUUAUAUUUCUCAUAUUUACUCAAACAUUGCGAAUAAUGAUACUAAUUCCAGUGACUCAAACAGGUAUCAUAUCAAAAACAAUUAUAGGGUUGUUUCUAAGGAUGAUACGACCGAUUCACAAGGUACAUCUUGUAUUAAGAAAAGUGAUUCAGUUGGGAUGGAUGCCAACACUGAUUCUAAUAGAGUUUCCUCUUUGAAAAAAGAAGAAAUCCCAAAAUCUGAAAAGUCAUUAAGUGAUGUCUCAGCACAAGAUACUCCAGUUAGUAGUAUAACCAAGAAGAGAUCUGUCAUUAUUAAGAAAAAAACUCCAGACUCAAAUGAUAGACUUGCCGAUAAUCUUUUUGGUAACUCUUCUAAAAAUUACAAAAAGGAAGUAGAUCCGAAUGUUUUACCUUCAAAUAUAAAUAAAGAAGAAGUUUCAAGUAGGAUCAUUCGGGGUAUUAAUGGUACACUAAAUGGAGAAGUACCCAAUGAUUUUAGAAACAUAAAGUUAAAAGACGCAAUGGAAAGUAGUUCAACACCGGUUAAAAACUCAGAAAGUCCCAAAGAAGCAAAUAGUAAAAAGAAAAUAACUUUUGAGGAAUACUACUCCGAGAAAACUGAAGAAGACUUAUUUGAAGAUGAUAAUUUUACUCCUUUAGUCUCAGUUAGGGAUAAAUAUAGUGAAACUGAUGAUUACCUUUACAAAAAGCGAAAAACUCGAAAAAUUAAAGUUGAAAAUGAUCAGGAAGUUCAAAAUCUUAAUCAAAACCCCUCAUCCAAUAUUAAAGAAAGGCCUGAAGGCAAUUCUCCUGACCUUUCUAGUAUUAUCAAAGAAAAUGCAGACAUUUUACCUGCAAGUUUUGCAUGCAAAUCUGAUUUACCUGGCUUUGUUAAAAAUAGUCAGAAAGAGGGAAAUGCGAAUAAAUCAAAAAAAUUUAUUGAAUCAAUGAAGACUAAAAAGUGGCAUAAGAAGAGGUAG
Molecule: messenger RNA, 2907 nt
Organism: Cryptosporidium ubiquitum
Lineage: Eukaryota; Apicomplexa; Conoidasida; Eucoccidiorida; Cryptosporidiidae
Product: exosome 3-5 exoribonuclease subunit
Exons: 1
Coding region: 1-2907 (968 amino acids)
Biological process (GO): nuclear polyadenylation-dependent snoRNA catabolic process; nuclear polyadenylation-dependent snRNA catabolic process; nuclear polyadenylation-dependent rRNA catabolic process
Cellular component (GO): nuclear exosome (RNase complex); nucleolus
Molecular function (GO): 3'-5'-RNA exonuclease activity; nucleic acid binding; nucleotide binding
Source: RefSeq, a predicted model, not a curated record